Messenger RNA from Pelagomonas calceolata, 10832 nucleotides. NCBI's taxonomy places the organism in Eukaryota, Pelagophyceae, Pelagomonadales, Pelagomonadaceae. The record is from the annotation of a GenBank genome assembly.
UCCCAAGGCAUGCAGAUUGAUUAGCUGCCCCCCGGCAUUGUCAUUUUGCCCGCGCCCAGAGCGUGAUCCCAGGAGCGUGAUCGGCGCUUGGCGUAACGCUCGUGCAGCGUGCAGCAGCGGGUGGUUCCUGCGAUAGCCCCAUGAGGGCGCUGCCGCUGGCGCUGGCCGCGGCCGCGGCGACCUCCUUCCUGGAGCUGCUGCCCGAGCCGAGCAUGGUCUGCGACAACUCCAAGUGCCUGCUCGAGAGCGAGGAUUCGUGCUUGCGCGAGUACGCGAUCGACCGGGACUGCUCGACGUUCGGCGACGCGUACCUCGUCCUGGACGACGCGCUGGCGGCGUGCGCGCGCCACGAAAACUGCAGCGGCGUGUACGACCCGCGCUGCGACGGGAUGCCGGCGGAAAGCUGCCGCAAGGAUAAAUGCGAGCAUAAUCAUUGCUGGGCCCACAACUACCACAGGGAGCCGAUCUGCGCCGAGGGCUACUCCCCGAUGCCCAACUCAUCGCACGACCACGACUGGUACCCGUUUGCGUGCUGCCCGGCGGGCACCGGCGGCGGUUUUUUCAUGUGCGACGCGAACGAGGCCCUCGCCGACCAUCCCGCGUCGGACCUCCACGACACGCGGGGGUGCGUCGUCACCUGCGCCGCCUGGAACGUCUCGGACUGCACGGCGCCGACCUACGUCGGCACGGUCACCGACCGCAGAUGUGAGGAGACCGUUCGACUCGACAAGAUAGGCGCGGGUCGGUACGAAAACUUUGGUCAUCACUCUUAUUGGCACGGAGGCAACCAUACGAUGGAUUUCAUGGACUGCGUCGCCGCCGUGCGCGCGCACGCCGGCCAGGACGGGUGCCGCGGCGAGUUCUUCUACUGGGAGGACUGGGGAGGCAGAGGGGGCAACUGCCGCUGCGUCACCGGCAAUUGCACGGAGGCAAGGCGGGAAUGGGAUUGGCAACUCUUCAGCUUGGGGUGCCCGGGCGCCGCCGAGGAGGACGGGGGGAUCUGCACACACACAGCGCUCUACUAUGACGGGUCGCAGGACCUCUCGGCCCACGACCCGGACAAGUGCCGGGAACAUGUAUGCGAACACCACGACCGCGACUGCUGCGGCUACGACCACGAAACGUGGUGCGCGGACGGGUACACGCUCGUGCGCGGCAACGAAGGCCCGCCUUGGGGCUGCUGGCCGGGCAGGAAGGGGUACCGCUGUCUUCCCUCUGACGCAUUCCUUGGUCGCUUCGUCGAGCCCUACGACUUCGAGGGCUGCCCCGCCGGGUACUACACCUGCGCCGGUUGCUGCGACCAGGACGCGGACUGCGCGUGCGACGGGCUCGGCGGCGACGCCUACGAGCACGACUGGCGCACGCCCAAGUGCCCCGAGGGAUACUACGAGUGCGACGGCUGCUGCGACCGCGACGCGGACUGCGCCUGCGACGACACGUGCGACCUGGGCUCGCACGAGGACUGCAGCCUCGCGUACCACGAGAACGUGUCCCAGCCCGCCGGCUGGUGUCCAGUCGGCUACCACGACUGCGACCACCACGACUGCUGCGACUUCAACGUCGACUGCGAAUGCGUGAGCGUGCGCCACGGGAGCGGCGACGAGUACUGCGGGCCCGGGCCGACGGGCUCCGACGGCGCGCUGCCGAACUUCGAGUGCUCCGUGCGCAAGCACGGGGAGGAGGCGUCCGGCGACGAGGUCGCGCUGGAGGACCGGUGGGAGCAUCACAAUUAUGACGCCGGCGGCUGCUGCGCGGGGCCGAACGAGACCGCCGCGUGCGCGGACGGGUACACGGUCGUGGCGGGCGACGCGCCGUGCGUCUUCACGUGCUGCGAGGGCGCCGUCGACAACCUGACGACGGCCGCGGACGUGGACGCCGAAGGCUUCUGCUGGGAGGCCCACGCGGACGAGGGGCGGCGCCCGCCCCUCGUUGGCGAAUGCUGCGAUGACGAAACGGACGCGUGCCCCGGCGGGGAGCAAAAGGUCUAUGUUAAAAGUCACCCGGAGCAAGGGGAAACUUACGAGACUCACUGCUGCCCGCGCGCCUCCGCGCCGGCGGCGUGCUUCGAGCGCAAGCGCCGCGCCGACUGCGUCGAGGACGCGUGCCGCACGUCCGAUAUCCGGCGUAGACGUAGAUACCGGGACCGCCUGACUCCGACGUCCGCGCAGGUUCAAGCCCGGCGGCCCGGCCAUACUGGAUAAUGGUCACUCAGAUAACUGGUGGGACCCGCAAAUGAGUUACAAGGACGUGUGUUUCACAUCAUCGUCCCAUUGGGAAAGAUGGGGGGAUCAUGGGUCACAUUGGGAUGAAGGGAUGCGCCCGCCGCCCGCGGCGCGGUACUGCGCCGACAACCACACGCUGGCGGGCGUGGAUUAUGUCGGCGGCGUCGGCACCUGCUGCACGAACAAGAGUUCCGACGACGCGAAGUGCGUCGCGCCGGUGCCCGACUGCUUCCACCACAGCGGUCCUCGGCGCUGCGAUAUCCUCCUGAAGUACUUUGGGGCCGAGCAGAGUCCGCACUCAUGGAAUGACGUCCGGAACCGCCCCUGCCGCUUCCGGGGCGAGCCCUACGCCUGCGACGACCUGCGCUGCGACCCGGCGUCCGGCGCGCUCUACUACACCCGCUCGGAUUCGUGGCGCUGGUGGGACUUGAGUGACUGGCACAAUUGGCGGCCUUGGGACAGUUGUGAACGCCAAUGGUGGAGGCGCGACGUCACGGGGACGUCGUGGCCAGACAGCUCGCGGAACCGGCGCAUGGGCGAGCGACAACGCAUCCGGGCCUGCGGCGUGGUCACCGAAGACGGCGACUUCUUCCACGCGCAGCUCCGGGAGAGGAAGCGGUGGGACGAGGCGUGGAGAUGGAGGCGGGAUUGGUACAGCUCCGACUACCAUGAACGUUGGGAAGAUAGGUGGUUCGACCACCCGUGGACGAACUUCUGGGUCUCGACGCGCGCGCCCCGCCAUUUCGCCGGGCUCGACGCGGAACCGACGACCGCCGCGGCCGACGCGUGCGCGCGGGACGUGGAAAAAGAGUUCUACAGCGGCUGCCUCGGGACCUGCGGAAAGACGUGCGGCGAGCUCGGCCACGACCCCGUCCUCUUCGAGAAGCUCAGGGCCGCGGUGAAGAAGUGGCCCGACGGGGGCGGCGGCGAGGCGAUUCCGGACGUCUGCGCCUUUCGCCCGAAGUUCGCCUGGGAUCAGGACGGACUGUGGAUUACCGUGCUCUACGUCCUCGCGUGGCUGGGCCUCCUCGUCAUCUACGUCGUCGGCGUCGCGGCGGCGUGCUGCGUCUCGCAGCCGUCGUGCGUCGGCUACGCGCGGCUCCAAAAGCUGCGCAACUGGGCACACGAGGGCGAGGGGGGCUGCGCCCGGCGCUGCGUCUUCUGGUGCUGCGGGGGCUGGAUCUUCGCGUACAUGGAACUCUCGCUGCGCCGGCCCGCGCUGCUCGGCGUCACGAUCGUUUCCGUCGUGGUCCCGUCGACGCUCGCCGGCCUCUACAUAGUCUACCAUGAAUACGCCUUCUUGCUAUUUGUCGCCCUGUUCUUCGGCGGGAACCUCUUCAUCCUCCGCAACGAGGUGCGCGCGGGCUGCCAGAAGUUGAGCUGGCCCGCGCUGUUUUGCGUCACGGUCGUUCCCCUGGCGCUCGCGGCGACGCUCGCCGGGCUCUGGAUUUUUGACGAUGUAGACGAAGACGGGGUAGACGGAGACAAAUUAGGCGUCUUGCUGCUCUUUGUCGGCCUGUUCUUCGGCGGGCUGCUCUACAUUUUCCGCGAGAAGGUCCGCGCGCGCUACGAAAAGUUCUCCGAGCGGCGCCCCUGGUUCGGACGCCGCGUCGCGCCAAUUCUGGAGAAGCUCUCGGCCGGCGUCGCGUCGCUCAAGAAAAAGCUCUCGGCCGGCGCCGGCGCCGUCGCGAGGCCCCUCAGGUCCUGCCUCGCGCGCUGCCGCGGCAGCCUCGCGCGCUACUGCUGCUGCUGGUGGGACUCCUUGCGGCGAUGCCUGGUCAAGCGGCCGCCCGCGGCCGUCUACACCGCGGAGGACGGGACGGAGCAGACGGUCCCGUGGGUCGUGGCGCCGGGCCCGCCGGGCACGAUCGUGACCCGCCCCGACGGCAUCAAGGUCAAGGUGCCGGAGGGCGUCCAAAGGGGCCAGCUCUUUUCGCUCGCGGAGGCGGCGCCCGCGGGCGACGGCGCCGCCGCGCCGAAACACGCCGCCGAGCCGCCGUCGCUCGUGGAACGGACCGCGCUCCUCGCGCGCAAGGCGUGGACGGUGAAGAAGCGCACGACGGGCGCGCUGGCCAAGCAAGUAAUCGUCCCGCUCCUCGGCGUCGGCCUCCUGUGGUUACUGUACGACACCAGGGAAGAGAACCGGCUAGCGAGGAGCAUCGUUGAAAGCGAUACGAGCGCGACGAGCGCGCCGACGGCCGUCACGAAGACCCGCAAGCGAACGACCUUCGACACGAACCACGGCGACUUCGAGCUCACCUUGUUCCAGCUCUUCUUCUUCCCGUGGGUCCAGGUCGUCGCCUCGGCGUUGGUCGCCGACGUUGCACAAGGCACGCGCGAGGCGACGCGCGCGGCAGGCGGCGCCGACGCGGCCUACUGGCUCGCAUCCUUCUUUAUCGAGGGCGUCGCCCUCGGCGGCGGCGUCGCCGUCGCGAUCGCCGCGGGCGCCGCGCCGGGCCUCUUCCGGCGCGCCGGCAAGAGUUUUGAGGUCGCCGCGUUCCUCGAGCUCUUCGCCCUCCAUUGGUUCUUUUUGCUGGCGCUCGUCCUCCAGACCUUUGUGGUGGUCACGUGCCUCCUUCGGUCGCAGAUCGCCGCGGCGGGGCUCCCGCCCCUGUUGCACGCGGCCCUGCACGGGUGCUACUUGCUCUGGGCCCCGCUCCGGACGUGGAACGUUGGGAAACGGAGAUACAAAACGAACUGGCGCUUGCGGGCGCGGCCGCGCGCGCACUUCGCCAGCGCGCUCCUGCCGCAGUUCGCCUACGAUUUGUUGGUGGACUCGUUCAGCCCGACGAAAAAACGAGCGGGCUGGCGGUGCCGGCUCGUCGCCGACGGCUUUGUGGGGGAGCGCUACCCGUGCGAGAUGUGCAGAAAAGAGUGCUGGGAAAAAGCCCCGAGGCCGCGGCUCGAGGCUUUCGAGCAGUAUCUGCAGAGCCAGUCGCUGACGGCGGCGCCCUGCGCCGACGAGCACCUCAUGUGCGAGGACGUCUGGCCCUUCUGGUACGAGAAGACUGAGGAUCGGGGCUGGCGGCCCGAGUCCUCGUGGACGGCCGGGGUCUACUGCAUGCUGAUGGUGUCCGUGGCGCUGUGGGCGGCCAUCUUGUGGUACGUGAUCCAGGUCUCCACGUCGGCGGCGCGGGGCAAGGGCAAGGACCUGCUGUUUUGCCUCCGGAAGGCGUACUGGCGACCGCCGCCGCCGGACGAGGUCGUAGAGAAGGCGCCGCUCGUGAACCACGACGAGUGGUUCGAGAACGAUGAAAGCGCCGACGCGCCGGUCCAGGUAAGAGGCCUCCGGAAGGUCUUCGGGAAGAAGGUCGCCGUAUCUGACGCGACGUUCGCGAUUCGAGACUCGGAGAUCUUCUGCCUGCUGGGUCACAACGGCGCGGGCAAGACGACCACCAUGUCGAUGAUUACUGGAGCGAUGGCGCCCGACGGCGGCAGCGCAAGUUUCUUUGGGAUCCGCACGCUCGGCCCCUUAGCCGACGCAGAUGGUUUGGAUAGGCUCCGCCAGCUCCUCGGCUUCUGCCCGCAGCACGACGCGCUAUUCCCUCGGCUCACGCUCCGGGAGCACCUCAUUUUCUACUCGCGGCUCAAGGGCGUCGAGGAAUCUAGAGCGGAGAACGAGGCGUCUGGCCUGCUGGAGCUCUUCCGCCUCACGGAAAUGGCCGAGGGGUUUCCGCUCAAGCUCUCGGGCGGCCAGAAGCGCAAGGUCAUGAUGGCCGCGGCGCUGACCGGCGGGUCCAGACUCGUGGUCCUCGACGAGCCGACGGCGGGGAUGGAUCCCGUGGCGCGGCGCGAGGUCUGGACCCUGCUGCGCGACGUCCGCGUCGACCGGUCGGUGCUCCUCACGACGCACCACAUGGAGGAGGCCGAAGCAUUGGCGGACCGGGUGGCGAUCAUGGCGGCCGGGAGCGUGAAGUGCUGCGGCACUCUCUCUUUCCUGAAGCGGCGCUUCGGAGGCGGCGGCGACGCAGCGGACGGCGCGGACACGUCGGACACGUCAAUCGGCGGCCUCCACGUGGCGGUGACGACGGCCGCCGCGGCGCGCGAUCAACUUAAAGCGGUUUUUGCGCAGCACAUGCCCAAAGCGAAGCUAGCGGCGGCCUCGAAGCUCGAGGAGGACCUCCGCCGGGCGACCGAAAAGGACGCCGCGAAUCCGCUCCUCGGGUCGACACCCAAAAGCUUUUCCUCAUCAUUUAAGAGUCCGCUCCUGAACGCGACCCGGGGCUCGAGCUUCUCCGCGUCGCGGAACUGGGCGGACGGCGCCGAGGCCCCCCUCCUCGAGGACUCCGCGCGCGACGUCACGACGACGUACACCAUCCACGCAUCCAGGUCACGGGUCGCCGCUCUCUUCGAGGGGCUGGAGGCCGAGGCCGACGGCUUGGGUCUCGUCGACGUUUCCGUGACGGCGACGUCGCUCGAGGACGUGUUCAUAUCCGUCGGCGAGCAGGUCGAGGGCGCGGCGGCGCCCGUAGAGGCGGAGACGUUGGUUGGCGGGGCCUUGCUGCCGUCGGCGCCGGGCGAGCCGGUGCCGGCGGGGAGGCUCGUCGCGGCCGUGGUCCAGUUUCGGCUCCCAGCGGUGCAGACAGAUCAAAGUGACCUCGACUCACCUCUUGAUUCCCACACAGGCUCCAGCAAAUAAGAGACGACCUCGUGUGGAUCAAAAAGUUCGUCCUCGGCGGCGCGGCGCUGCCCGGCGGGCUCCGGCGCGCCGUCAAGCGCGCCCGCGGCGACAAGGGCGGCGCCACGACUUUCACCGUGCCAACGCAUUUCGCCGUGCUCGCCGCGGUCUUGUCCUCGGGGUUUAUCGUUGGCUUGGCCGUGGGCUUGACCGAAAAGGGAAGCCGGGAUUCGCCCCGGGGGUGGGCGGCGGGCACGGCGGCCGGAUCGGCCGUUGCGGCUUCGACACUCGCCUUGGCUGCUUUGGAGUGCGGCAUACGUUUUAUUGGAGGCGCCUCGUUGUCCGCGCCGUUUUCGGUCGCGGGAUGCGUCGUCGGCUCCGUUUUCGGCGUUUGCGUGUGUGGUUUAAAUGCGCAGCAUCAUUUCGUUCUUCACGCCUUUACGGGAGGGCUGACGUGGGCGAUAGCCACGGCCGUAGCGGUCGGCCUCGAGGCCGGCCUCCGGCCGUACUUUGGCGUACCCACGUCGGCAGCCGGCGCGGUCGCGGGAUGCCUAGUCGGAUGGCUCACGGGCUGGCGCGCUUUCAGUGCUCAAUUCUAAAUCUUCGACGGGCGUAGAGUCCAAGCACCCAAAACGCCGGUUUAUUUCCGCACAGGAGCGUAUGCCUGAGCGUGCGCAAAAAGACGUUUCGGCGCAUGGCCGCGAGCGCGGCGGGCCGCCGCGCGCGGGCGCGGACCGCCGGCGGCGUCGCCGGGUUCUUUGUUGGCCUCGUCGUGGAAGUUUUGGGCUCCGUCUUCGCCUCGGCGUUUUGUUCUGCCGGGAUACACGGAACGACCCUGGUGCUCCUCCAAGUGGCGGCGGCGGCGAUGCCGCUGGUCGUGCGCGCGCAAAUGCCCGGCAAAGGAAAGCGGGCGUUCGGUUUCAAAAGUAGACACGCGGAGUACUACAACACCCUCGUCGCGGGGGUCCUGGUGGCCGCCUAUCUUCUUGUGGCGGGCUUCGUGGUGGAGCCCUACGUCCGCGAGCGCGCCAGAGGUCUGCGGAAUCUAUUGGCCGUCUCGGGCCUCGACACUUUGACGUACUGGCUAGGAAACUGGCUCAGCGACGCGCUGGUACUCGUGAGCGGCGCCGUCUGCGUCGUCUUCAUGUUAGCGGCGACCCGCAUGGCAUAUCGCAAGCGGUUAUGUAGCAGCGCGCCGACUUACGCGCAGCUCCACGCGGCCGCUCGGAAGGGGGACCUCGACCUCGGGCCCUACAACGCGACCGCCACGUCGCUAGAAAUCGCCUUCCACGACCGGUACCCGGGGGGCUUCGAAGAAGACCCGAACGAUCUGUGGCACUCCGAGCCCUAUGAUACCAUCGAACAGUGGUACUGCGACAGCAUCUGGGAUAAACAUCACGCGGCCGGGGCCCGGCAGAACGCCACGAAGUUCGUCGUGCGCCGCUGGAUGGAGCGCUGGCCGUGGUUGUGGAUUUUACUGCCGCUCUGUAGCGCCGGGAUCGUGAGCUUCUCGCACUUUGCGACGACGACGUUCGACUCGCCGCUCAUCGCGGUCGCGUCGACGCCCAUUUUCAUCGGUCUCCUGGGCGGCGCGGCGCCGGCCGGGCUCGCGGGCCUCUGGUGGGUCGCCACCAGCAAACCCAACCAGCUCCUAUUCCAGGAAUUCUUCUGUAAGAUAGGGUGGCUCGCGUCAAUCGCAACGCCGUUCGGCAACCUGGCGGUCCAGGUCUGCAAGGUGGCCUUCCACCCGCAGCUGAAGCGCGGGGGGUUUCUCGAGGCGUCGGGCGACGGGCCCCUCUGGCGGCAGCGCGCGGACCCGCCUUUACCGAGCGGCUGGGCAGCCGUGAUCUUUGCCUUUUUCCACAUCAUACUUUAUGAAGGAAUAGUCGUCUUUAAAGAUCGACGGGCCCUGCGCCCGCUCGCCUGGGUGAAGACGCGGGUCUCCAAGGUGCGCGCGACCGCGAUGCCCGACGACGUCGCCGCGGAGCGCGCGCGCGUCGCGGCGCUCACCGGCGCGGGCGACGCCGCGAGCGCGGGCGACGCCCUGUCGACGAACGAAGACGACUUUCAGAUUGUGGUAGACGAGCCGGAGGAGGAGGCGCCGCCGUCGCGGCCGCCGCCGACGAGGUUUUCCACCGCCGUGCGCGACACCGUCGCCAUGCUGCGGAACGUGCCGCCGGGCGACGACCCGUACCCUCCGCCGCUCGUGCGAGACAUCAAGUCAGCGGACCGCGACGGCCUCGUCGUCUCGGACCUGCGGAAGAUCUACCCGCCGCGGUUCUUCGGCGGUUCGGCCGUCGAGUCCGUCCAGUGCGCGGCGUUCGGCGUGCCGACGGGCCAGGUUUUUGGUUUACUAGGAGCGAACGGCGCUGGGAAGACGACGACCGUGUCGAUGGUCUGCCGCGCCGUCGAGCCGACGUCCGGCGACGCCAGGGUCGCGGGGAAGAGCGUGCUGGCCGUCAAGAGCUGUGUGGAAAUCAACCAGUGAGUUAGGUUGACUUUCACGCCAUCGAGCAGACGCAGCUACGGAGAAAAUAUCGCGUCGAUGGCGUGGGGCGCCCGAAAUUUGAUUUCCACACAGGACUUCGAGGACGCAGCGCGGUCGCUCGGCGUCGUCAACUGUGUGGAAAUCAACCAAUGCGUCGGGUGCACCCGACAAUUCUUCACUAAGUCAUUUCUCGGCGAUGACGUGGCCGUCCUGGCUCGGUCGAGCGGUGAGGAACUGGCAUCGCCACGCCAUCGAGCAGGCGUCGCGUCGAUGGCGUGGAGGACGAUGCGAUGAUUCAGCACGAACGCGCCGUAAAAUUUUGAUUUUCACACAGGUCGUCAACCAGAAGAACGUCCUCUGGGACCACCUGAGCUGCCGAGACCAUCUGAGUCUCUUUGCGCGGCUCCGGGGCGUCGACAUCGAAGGAGACGCGCGCCACGCCGCGGAGCAAGCGCUCGCCGUCGUCGGCCUGUCCGACCACGCCGACAAGGCGGCCGGCCGCCUGUCGGGGGGCAUGAAGCGCAAGCUGGCGGUCGCGGUGGCGCUGGUCGGCGGCCCCUCGGUGGUGUUGCUGGACGAGCCGUCGUCGGGCCUGGAUCCAGGAGCGCAAAGGAAUCUCUGGGACCUCAUCAAGGUCACGAUGAAGGGCCGCGCAGUCGUCCUGACGACGCACUCGAUGGGCGAGGCCGAUCUCCUCUGCGACCGCGUCGGCAUCAUGGUCAAGGGCACCAUGCGCUGCAUCGGGACGCCGCAGGAGCUCAAGGAGCGCUACGCGGCGGGCUACGAGAUCUCGUGCCGCCUGGAGACGCGGGACGACGCGCACGUCGCGGAUCUCGUGGCGUUCGCGCGCGGGGCCUUUUCGUCGCCGGACGUCGACGUCGCCGCCGCGGACGCGGACAUUGCGACGCUCGAGCUCGCGGGCGUCGACCCGCGGCGGACGCCGGCGCUCGCGUUCCGCGCGUUCGACGACGACGCGUGCGCGCGGCUCGGCGUGAUCGACUUUUCGCUCGCGCGCGCGACGAUGGAGAAGGUGUUUUUGAGGAUUGCCGGCGGCGAGGAGGGUCUGGCGCAGUCGCGGCUCGGCCGGGAGAUCGCCGAGAUGCUCCAGGCCGAGGCCGACGACGAGGCGCAGAAGGAGCUGGACGCGGUGGUCUUCUCCGAGGCGACUUGCUGCGGCUGCAACAAGUACGCGUGGAAAGCGACGUGCAUCUACCACUUCUGUGGCUCCGGCAUCAUGGGACUCCUCCUUUGGGCGGGCCUCCAUGCUAGUGAAAUGGCGAGGCACUGCUCACGAAUAAAUCGACAGUACUGGCGGGACCCCAACUGCGAAGAAACCCCCCAGGGCCUGUGGCUCCGGGUCCUCAUGGGGUUUUACUACGCGCCGCAUGCCCUUGAAUUUUUCUUCUACCUGAUGGGCUUCACCUGGUUCUGGUGCGCCGGGUGCGCGCUGUGGUGCCUGCGGGCGCCGGCGUCGAACCCCGGCGGCUCGGUCGCGCCCGCCUAG